UCACAUGAAUUUCCAGCCCCAGUCCUGCGGGCAUGUCCGACAAGCGAUCCCCAGUAUGAAAAAUGCGUUCGAGGGGUCAUCGAAAGCAUUCGCCCGAACAUUAUUUCGGGUAAUUUUGGUGAAGGUCAUCCGAAGGCACCCCCGCUGGAACCGUUUUCGAUACCGAAACUAAACAUCGACCACGGGGCCAGUUUCCGGGUUAAGCUGACCAACUCCGUGAUCCGAGGAUUGGGCGGUUUUGUGCUGGGCCGUGUCAGAUUCAGCACAGAAGAUAGGGUGAUCAACAUAACCUUGAAAGAACCAACUAUUUCCCUAAAGGGACAGUACGAUCUGAACAUGAAAGUUGCCAUCAUGGAUGUCUAUGGAAAAGGCGAUCUUGCAGUCAAUUUGAAUAACACGAACGUAAACCUCCAGCUCACUUACGACAUUGGAAAGGAUCAAACCGUUCAGGUGCGGGCAAUCGUGGUUAAGUUGCGAUUUGACAAGGUUCGUGUCCAGCUGAAGAACCUCUUCGACGGUGAUAAGGCAUUGGGAAAGAUGGCUAACGAUGUAGUCAACAAGAACCCGGCCAUGCUGCUCGAUGAGGUGGGUCCAGAGCUUGAGGUGUUUUUGGGAAAGCUUUUUACCGAUAUUGCUAACACCGUGAUUGGAGGAGCAACUGAGCAGGAGUUGUUGCCGCCUUAAAAUUGAGUCCUUGCAGUACCACGUGGACACUUUUAUUUUUCGAGAGCAAAAUUAGGUUAAAAUUUGAAGAUUUGGAAUUAAGAACUAAAGGUCGGAUACAGAUAAUAAAUCUAAUAAAAAA
This is a messenger RNA of Culex pipiens pallens (northern house mosquito), 805 nucleotides long. Its product is annotated as protein takeout-like. The transcript is spliced from 3 exons. The annotation marks the transcript as partial. Lineage: Eukaryota; Metazoa; Arthropoda; Insecta; Diptera; Culicidae. The record is from RefSeq and is a predicted model, not a curated record.